AUGGAUAAGGGAAUGAAGAAGAAAUGCUUGUACGCAAUCGGGGGCGGCGGAUUCAUAUUGAAUUGCUUGCUGUUGCAGCUCAUCCUCACCGACAAAGCGAGAAUCGAAGACGGCUAUCGGAAAAUUCUGCUCAUCACCACCACGUACAACAUAUAUUACUCGCUGAUCAGCAGCAUCGCCGACUUUGGAUUUGUCAUCGACGAGUUCGGCUACAUAGUGUUCAGCAAAAAUCUCUACGAGCUCGGCUACGUGGCUUCGGAAAUAGGGAUUUUCCCCACCAGCACCCGAAAUAACCUCAGCCGUACGUACCUACGCGCUCACUACGACAUUAAUAUUGACGAGCUGGCGUAUAUUGGCGGGAUGUACAAGACUCGAAACCCCGAAACAGGUGCGGUGCAGCACCUCUACGGUCCGAUGAUCGGCCCACUCCUUUGCACGACGAGCCAGUUUGCAUUGUGUUUUGCCAUUGGCUACUUGUGCGUGAAACUGUCGAGUUACGUCGGACGGUCGACCUGCAGCGACAACGCCAAGGUGUUGCACUAUCAGCUGCUGCGGCUGCUAACGAUUCAGGCGCUGGCACCUCUACUUUUCGAGUACGCCCCGGCAUUCACAGCAUUAUGGGGCAGCUUUAUUGUUGGUUUAUUCGGCCUACCGAAAACGAGUCCU
Molecule: messenger RNA, 666 nt
Organism: Mesorhabditis spiculigera
Lineage: Eukaryota; Metazoa; Nematoda; Chromadorea; Rhabditida; Rhabditidae
Source: the annotation of a GenBank genome assembly